AUGUGGGAAUGGGAUAUCGGGCGCAUUGAACAGUUCUUCAGAAAAGCAGCAGCUUAUAUCCGUAUAAACUCUGAGACGCUUUUAUGUACAUAUGUACCGCUAAACGGCGCAAGUCAAAGCGUCGAUCAAGUACAUAGUGAGAGUAAAGGUGCAUCUACUUGGUAUUGCGAUAGCAGUGAGAACAACGCAACAGGCAUUAGCAGCAAUUUAGCGACGGCGAGGAGUAACAGUUGUAAGAUUUUGGAUGCAUCUAUUGUGGCAGCUUAUAGCCCUGACAGACGAGCAAAAUUAAUGUGCCUUAAGCAACGCAAAUGCGAAUUGAAAUUUUAUGGGGACAGACGGCAGACUUGUGCAUUUACACAGCUUGUUCAUACCAAAUGAACACAUCCCUGCAUUGUCCUCCUAACUCGUCUAAAUACGAAUUAGAGGACAAUGCAAAAAACACCCAACAGCGCCAACAUAACAGCGAAGUACCCAACAAACAGAAAGACA
Molecule: messenger RNA, 492 nt
Organism: Bactrocera latifrons
Lineage: Eukaryota; Metazoa; Arthropoda; Insecta; Diptera; Tephritidae
Exons: 3
Coding region: 1-381 (126 amino acids)
Source: RefSeq, a predicted model, not a curated record